This is a messenger RNA of Arabidopsis lyrata subsp. lyrata, 1101 nucleotides long. RefSeq lists its product as uncharacterized. Gene Ontology annotation, biological process: electron transport chain. The transcript has 6 exons. The record is from RefSeq and is a predicted model, not a curated record. NCBI's taxonomy places the organism in Eukaryota, Viridiplantae, Streptophyta, Magnoliopsida, Brassicales, Brassicaceae. Bases 2 to 700 code for a protein of 232 amino acids. Gene Ontology annotation, molecular function: 2 iron, 2 sulfur cluster binding; electron transfer activity.
GAUGUUUGUAAACCGGAAAUUCAAUCAAAAAACACUUCCGGUUUUCGAUUUAGCAGCGAAUGGGUUGGUCUUUUAUUUUUUUUCCAGGAACACUCUCCUAUCUUCUUCAACCUCUCGACUAGUAAAGCCGCGAAAAUCAAAAUCUCCCAAAAGCAUGGCUCUGAUUUUGCCGUGUACAUUUUGUACUUCUCUUCAGCAGAAGAAUUUUCCGAUUAAUCGGAGAUAUUUUCCGAAUCUCCGUCGAGGAGCUACGACUACGACGUGUGAGUUCCGAAUUCCUGUAGAAGUUUCCACUCCAUCAGAUAGAGGAUCGUUGGUUGUUCCUUCCCAUAAGGUCACUGUUCACGAUCGACAACGAGGAGUUGUUCACGAAUUCGAGGUUCCAGAGGAUCAGUAUAUAUUGCACUCAGCUGAAUCUCAGAACAUUACUCUUCCGUUUGCUUGCAGGCAUGGUUGCUGUACUAGUUGUGCCGUACGUGUAAAAUCUGGAGAGCUUAGGCAGCCACAAGCAUUGGGAAUAUCAGCAGAACUGAAGUCCCAGGGAUAUGCACUUCUUUGUGUGGGUUUCCCUACAUCCGACCUUGAAGUAGAAACACAAGACGAGGACGAGGUCUACUGGUUACAAUUCGGAAGAUACUUCGCCCGUGGACCAAUUGAAAGAGACGAUUACGCCCUUGAACUCGCCAUGGGAGACGAGUAGAAGCAAAAAGAAGCAUGUAAAGUCGCAAACUUUCUGUAUUAGAAGAGACUAGUGAGUUCAACUUUCUUAGUCCUGAAUCUCAUGGUGCAUCCUCGUAAAUCUCUUAGUGAACUCAACGAUAUUCCGAUAAAACUUCCCUACAAUUCAACAUUUUAUGAAAAACUUCUGAACCUUAUAACUCCAAAUCCCAACAUGGUUUUGUUUGCGUAUCUCAAGCCUCUGGUUAACUGUAACCCUUGGUCCUAAGUAAUAGUGUCAAUAAUUCAAUUUUGGACAUGGAACACAUAAUUACAUAUUUGUGGUCCAUGUGAGAAGGAAAGGUAAUGCUUUUGUGACCGUAAGAGAUGAUGAUAACAAUGUGGGCAUAUGAAAUGCUUUUGGUAUAUAAUUCUUUGUUCCUU